Messenger RNA from Parasteatoda tepidariorum (common house spider), 2969 nucleotides. NCBI's taxonomy places the organism in Eukaryota, Metazoa, Arthropoda, Arachnida, Araneae, Theridiidae. The record is from RefSeq and is a predicted model, not a curated record.
UUGAAAAGGACUUUGCAGUUGGAAAGUUUAGAGCAAGCGAGCAUUAUAUUCUGUGUUGUGUUGACUUCCGACUGUCUAUAACAAGCCGAUAAUUAGGUGUACGCCUAAUCGGCCCUUCGGUAAGAAAGCGAAAGAACGAACUAGUAUUGAGAUGUUACGGGGACAUGGAAUCAGAUGGUGAGGGUGAAAUUAAACCACGCCCCGGACGUGAUCAAGGCGGGGCUGAAGGAGGGUGAUGAUUGGGUGAAAGGGAGCUACGUCACUUGGAAAAGGUGGGGCAAAGUAUGUCGUUAGUGAUCGGCGGAGGAGGAUUUGCAUGCAGAGGGGCGUAGUUCUAGGACAGAGCGGUGCGAACUUGGUUUUGUGUGCCUUUCCAUAUUUACCUAAGGCUGACACUCUACACAGACGAAGUUUAGCCGGAGCUGCUUCCAAGAGUACCUAAGAUUGGAAAAGUCACUCACUUCCCUUUAUCCACCCGUUUGUCGCUCGAGUGUUUACACGGUACCACACACGUGGUCUCGACCUAGACCCGAGAGGUCACCGGUCCGAUUCACGCCAACUGAUUUGAUUACCACUUGUCCACUCCAAAUGCCGCGUACUUCGUAAUAAGAGUUUUGUUUCUUUUUUAUACAUCUCUGUGUUGUGACUGUUAUUACAAGCAACUUUCAAAAUGAUGCUAAGCCAUAAGGGCUACCCGGACUCGAGUUGUAGCAUGGGUACCAUGCAACCCAUGAGUGCUAUGAGCAACAGUUAUAGUAUGAACAGUGCAACGGCCUCAUCCAUGAGCAUGGCUGGCAUGAACUAUUCUCCGCAAAGUUUUGGCACCAACAUGAUGUCCGCUUCCGCCAUGGGAGGCAUGGGACCCACUGCUGGAAUGGGCAUGGGUGUCGGAGGCACUGCAGGAGCAUGUAUGUCACCAACUAUGACAGCGAUGACCCCGCUUGGAGGUAUGAACUCUUUGAACCAAAGUAUGAAUGGCAUGACUUCCCCAGCAUGUAUGGGCUCUAUGACAGGACUGGGUAGUAUGAACUCACUUGCAGCGGCCGGCCGUGAUUUUGGCGGACAUGCUGGUGCUGGAGAUGGUUCUGCAAGUGCUGCUACGGCCGCCUUACAGCGUGCUAGAGCAGACAAAACGUACCGAAGAAGUUAUUCCCACGCAAAACCACCCUAUUCUUACAUUUCCCUGAUAACAAUGGCAAUCCAAAACAGCCCAAGUAAAAUGUUAACUCUUAGCGAAAUCUAUCAAUUCAUCAUGGACUUAUUUCCUUAUUACAGGCAAAACCAACAACGUUGGCAAAACUCUAUACGACACAGUCUCAGCUUUAACGACUGUUUCGUGAAAGUUCCCAGAACUCCGGACAAGCCUGGAAAAGGAUCUUUUUGGACAUUGCAUCCAGAUUCUGGAAACAUGUUCGAGAAUGGGUGCUAUUUACGACGACAGAAACGAUUUAAAUGUGAAAAGAAGGAAGCCGUCCGCCAGGCUAAUAAAGGCUCACACAGCAGCAAUAGCAGCCCGUCCCCUUCUGGUAAAGGCAGUGACAGUCGUAUGUCUCCGCAUUCGCACCAGCAGCCACCCCAUCAUCUUCAACAGCAUCACCAUAUACAGCGUGGUACGCCAAAUAGUAGCCCUCAUCCAAUGAAUCCACAAGGGUAUGGUGGUCACCAAAUGACCCAACACCCAAGCAAUUCUCAUCUGGUUGAGGCCUGCAAAGCUGAAGACCCUUCUUGCUGCAGUCCCCCAAUUAACGGACAGGGCAUGCAUCACGCCGCUCUUGAGCAUCAGCUGGCCGCUAUUCAUCCGCGGAAUCUCACCGAAGCCGCCGUCCUACAUUCCGGUAUGUUGGCCGCUGGACAGUUAAAAACGGACCCGCAUUUUAAUCCUUCUAAUCAUCCAUUUUCCAUCAACAACAUCAUAGCCAGCGAGAACAAAGCAGAUAUGAAACUUUAUGACAUGGUUCAAUAUGGGGCAUAUGCCCCCCUGUCCCCUGUGGGCCCCGGCGGACAGCAUUCCUUGCCCAAUGAUGCCUCUUCAUAUUAUCAUUCAUCUUUAUACUCUGUCCACCAGUCCACAACGUCGGGCAUGUGAAGAUUGUCAACCAGCCGAAGAUGUCAGUGGGACGGAAGAGCAGAAUAGCCACCUACUUUUGCUGAGACAACCGGUUGAUACCUCAACAUCGUGCAAAAACGAAAAACGAUCAGCCCCAAAUUACAUCCUGAAUUGAACUCUCAUCGUCUGUGGAUAUCAAGAUUAUCUCAAAGAAGAAGGUAAACAACAUUCAUUCCCAAAUAAUUCCUGAAAGACAUUCCAAUUCUAUAUGUUUGGAAACCGCAGAGGUAGGUUCAACUUUCCUGAAACUACCUUCUAAAGAAUGUGGACAUUAUACUGCUUUUCCGUCAAACUGACUAUCGGCCUGGUGUGUCAAUAAUUGUAAAGAAAAACAAUAUUAAAUAAAAUAAACUAUUCGUCAUGUGCAUAUAGUUCUAAAUGCAGCUAAAUCAACGCAUUUUUUGUAUUGAUUUUGUGUGGAACUGCUAAAAUAUUGCACGUUUUUAUAGGCUGCAAAACAAACCAACAAAACAGCCGAAUUUAUGUCAUAAUAUUGUACAUGAAAAAUGUAAGUACUCUAAAAUAUUUUUCUUUUGUGUAUUACUAAACAGACUAAGACAAACUUAUCAAGGAAUUGAUUGAUUAUCAUCACUAGUUUUAUUAGGUGAGUAAACAAAAUGAAAACUUUCAUUUUAUGUUGUUACAUAUCUCUAGUGAAUUCUCAUUGAGAUGUUCCGUUAAGAGGUAAGCUCUUACUAUUUACCUCAUUAAAAAAGCUAAAAAGGUUUUAUUUAGUUUAUUUUAGACUAAAUUUAAGCUAUAUGUAAAGUUUGAUUUAUUGUAAUCACUCACUUCCUGAUGUAAAUAAAAUGAAAUUAUAGCAAAAACUUCUAAAAAUAAACAUUUUAUAUUUGAAUGCUUA